UUUAUCAUCACGCCAUAUUUCAGCGAUGAUUUACUGUUGAAAUAAGUUAGUUUUUAAAUCGUGUCGCAAAAGAAAUUGCCUUCAUAUGUUAAUAUCUUAGCCGCAAUUGAAUGAUCAUGCUAACAAUUGAAUUCGGCUUAUGUCACUGAAUUGGAAAAAACGAAUUGAAUAAAAUUGAGUUUUAAACCUGAGUGAGUGAACACACUGGACGUGAGUGGAACGUUUUCGAACGAAGUGAACUUGAUCGAAGUUUCGUUUAGAAUUAAGGGAAGAAUUGAAUCAUGUCCUUCUCGUUGGCGGGCGCCCUGCCCUUGGCGGCCAGCAUGGGCACCGCUGCCUUCUGGCUCGUGCCCUCGCUGCUCGUCGCGCUCGCCUACAACAGAUACGAGUCCUCGGAUCCUGAGGGGCGGCCCUCCGUCAGAGAAAAUCUCUGGAAGGAAUACGACUUCAUCGUCGUGGGCGCAGGCUCUGCGGGUGCGGUGGUGGCCAACAGACUCUCGGAGGUGCCACAGAGUAAAGUGCUGCUGCUAGAGGCCGGGCUCGACGAGACCGAGAUCAGCGACGUGCCUGCGCUGGCUGCGUAUCUUCAGCUCUCAAAAAUGGACUGGAAGUACAAAACUGAACCGCAAGACUCCGCGUGCCUAGCUAUGGCGGGCCGGCGCUGCAACUGGCCGCGUGGCAAGGUGUUGGGGGGAUCAUCAGUCCUCAAUUAUAUGCUGUACGUGCGCGGCAACCGACGGGACUACGAUGAGUGGGAGCGACAGGGCAACCCGGGCUGGGACUUCGACUCCAUCCUUCACUACUUCAAGAAGUCCGAGGACAAUCGCAAUCCUUACAUCGCUCAGAACACGCAUUACCACGGCACGGGAGGCUACCUCACCAUCCAAGAGUCCCCCUGGCGGACGCCGCUCGCGAAUGCGUUCGUGGAGGCGGGCGUUGAGAUGGGCUACAGCAACCGGGACUACAACUCCGCUUACCAGACCGGGUUCAUGAUCCCUCAAGGCACCAUCCGCCGAGGCUCGCGCUGUUCCACGUCUAAGGCCUUCCUCAGGCCCGCCAGGGGGAGGAAAAAUCUCCACAUCGCCACCAACGCCUUCGUCACCAAGAUCCUGAUCGACCCUGGCACCAAACGGGCGUACGGAGUGAAGCUCAUCAGGAACCGUCGGGUGGUCGUGGUCACGGCAAGGAAGGAAGUCAUUCUGAGCGCCGGCUCCGUCAACAGCGCCCAGCUUCUCAUGCUGUCGGGCGUCGGCCCCCGCCAGCAUCUCCAGCAUCAUCGGAUCCCCGUAAUUCAGGACCUGCAGGUGGGCUACAACUUGCAGGACCACAUCGGCACAGGCGGCCUCGUCUUCACCAUCAACGAGGAACUCUCGCUCGUGCAGAACAGAUACGAAAAUCUACCUUCGGUCCUUAGAUACGCCAUGUUUGGCGCCGGUCCAUUGACAGUAUUGGGUGGUGUUGAAGGAGUCGGGUUCGUAAACACCAAGUACAUGAACUCGUCCUCUGACUGGCCGGACAUAGAAUUUCACUUCGUUUCUGGCAGUCCAGCUUCAGACGGCGGCAGACAUAUACGCAAAGCGCAUGGUCUCAACCAGAAGACCUGGAACAAGAUGUUCAAACCCAUCGCUUACAAAGACACCUGGUCCAUAUACCCGAUGCUGCUGCGGCCGCGCUCCCGGGGCUACGUGUCGCUACGCUCCUCCUCCCCCUUCCACCAUCCUGUCAUCACCCAUAACUACCUUACUCACCCUCUGGAUGUGGCCACCAUGGUUGAAGGAAUCAAAAUAGGAAUAGCGUUGUCACAAACGAAGGCGAUGCAACGGUACAAGUCGCGCUUCUAUGACGUGGCGAUCCCUGGGUGCGAGCACGUCUUGAUGUGGACAGACGCGUACUGGGAGUGUCUGGCCCGCCACUACACCGCCACCAUCUACCAUCCCGCCGGCACUGCCAAGAUGGGACCUUACUGGGACCCUGAUGCUGUCGUCGACCCUGAGCUCAAAGUGUACGGCAUAUCUGGGUUACGCGUGGUGGACGCAUCAAUCAUGCCGACGCUGGUGUCCGGUAACACCAACGCUCCCGUCAUCAUGAUCGCUGAGAAGGCUUCUGACAUGAUCAAGCAAUACUGGUACUCACAGUACUACGCUGCACGUCGUAACGAUACCUCGUCUCCAUAUUUAUCUUAGCCUCAGAUCAAUUAGGAUGUUAUAAUUUAUGUACAGGUUAGAUUUAAAUGCGUCUAUUUCGCUUUGCUCAUCACUGCCUGGCAGAAAUGAAGAUAUUCUGAUCCCUGAACAGUCAGAGGACUGCUUCUUGGGACAAUUUUUCGCAAAUUUUUAAUCACUUAAUAAUCUAAUAUUCUGCUGAUUUUAGGUGCCUAAGAUCGCGAUGUGAAUAAAGAUUACCUCGAACAGAGCAAGUGGAUAUUUUAGAAAUUGACCGCUAAAAACUCUGCUAUCAAUCAUUUCAGUCAAAGCUUUUCUUUCAGCAAAUUUCUAACUUGAAAUAAAUAGCAAUUUAUUUUGCUUUGAAUAGAGCUCUUAAAAGGCGUAUUUUUUUGUUCAAAUAUUACCUUUAUUAGCUUUUGUAUGUGAGCGAUAGGCGUUAGAUUUAUUAUUAGUGUGUGCAAUGCUUUUUUUGUAUUAAAGAAGCUAAGUUUGCAUGCCUGUUCUAGUCAGAAAUGUAAGCUGUGUUUCAAGUCAGUCGUGCAGUUGAAACAGAAGCUUUCUUCAAUUCUUGUUUCUCACCGAGCCUCCUUUAAUAUGUUGCCAUUUGUUUGCAUGUCCAUCGAUUUCGCCUUUGAUUUAGACAUUGAAUUAUAAAUAUUGUUGAAAACAUUUUGCCGUUUAUGAAUUUGAAUUGCUCAUAUUCUCCGCUUUUACAUAUUUCUAUUUAUUUUAUCAUUUAUGCACGAUUCAUCACUUUGAAAGCAUAAUGAAAUAGCAUUCGAAAUCAUAGUAAAAUCAUCUUUUAUUUUGUGUCUUUAAAUGAAGUACCGACAUACGUUUGUUGUGCCGUCGAUAUCAGUUAUGAAAUACAUGUGUAAGGUUUCGGCGAUAAAUUGCCUAAAGAACUAAAUUUUUCAUCCUAGGAUUCUUUGAAAAUGUUUCGAUUUUUGCGCU
Hyalella azteca is the source of this 3119-nucleotide messenger RNA. RefSeq names its product glucose dehydrogenase [FAD, quinone]. Gene Ontology annotation, molecular function: oxidoreductase activity, acting on CH-OH group of donors; flavin adenine dinucleotide binding. The coding region runs from base 282 to 2183 and encodes 633 amino acids. The record is from RefSeq and is a predicted model, not a curated record. The transcript is spliced from 11 exons. Lineage: Eukaryota; Metazoa; Arthropoda; Malacostraca; Amphipoda; Hyalellidae.